This is a messenger RNA of Saccharomycodes ludwigii, 1842 nucleotides long. It is a transcript of the gene SSB2, whose product is annotated as Hsp70 family ATPase SSB2. The transcript has a single exon. NCBI's taxonomy places the organism in Eukaryota, Fungi, Ascomycota, Saccharomycetes, Saccharomycodales, Saccharomycodaceae. Bases 1 to 1842 code for a protein of 613 amino acids. Gene Ontology annotation, molecular function: ATP hydrolysis activity; ATP-dependent protein folding chaperone; heat shock protein binding. Gene Ontology annotation, biological process: cellular response to unfolded protein; vesicle-mediated transport; protein refolding. Gene Ontology annotation, cellular component: nucleus; plasma membrane; cytoplasm. The record is from RefSeq and is a predicted model, not a curated record.
AUGGCUGACGGUGUUUAUCAAGGUGCUAUUGGUAUCGAUUUAGGUACUACUUACUCAUGUGUUGCUACUUACGAAUCUUCUGUUGAAAUCAUUGCUAACGAACAAGGUAACAGAGUUACUCCAUCUUACGUUGCUUUUACCCCAGAAGAAAGAUUGAUUGGUGAUGCUGCCAAGAACCAAGCUGCUUUGAAUCCAAGAAACACUGUUUUUGAUGCUAAGCGUUUGAUUGGUCGUAGAUUUGAUGACGAAUCCGUUCAAAAGGAUAUCAAGACCUGGCCAUUCAAGGUUAUUGAUGUUGAUGGUAACCCAAUGAUUGAAGUUGAAUAUUUAGGUGAAACCAAGACUUUUUCCCCACAAGAAAUUUCUUCUAUGGUUUUGAAUAAAAUGAAGGAAAUUGCCGAAGCCAAGAUCGGUAAGAAGGUUGAAAAGGCUGUCAUUACUGUUCCAGCUUAUUUCAAUGAUGCCCAAAGACAAGCUACCAAGGAUGCUGGUGCCAUUUCUGGUUUGAACGUUUUACGUAUCAUCAAUGAACCAACUGCUGCUGCCAUUGCUUAUGGUUUAGGUUCUGGUAAAUCUGAAAAGGAAAAGAAUGUUUUAAUUUUUGAUUUGGGUGGUGGUACUUUUGAUGUUUCUUUGUUACACAUUGCCGGUGGUGUUUUUGCCGUUAAAUCUACCUCUGGUAACACUCAUUUGGGUGGUCAAGAUUUCGACAAUAACUUGUUGGACCAUUUCAAGAAAGAAUUUCAAAAGAAGACUGGUUUGGAUAUUUCCGGUGAUGCUAGAGCUUUAAGAAGAUUAAGAACUGCCUGUGAAAGAGCUAAGAGAACUUUGUCUUCUGUUACUCAAACCACUGUUGAAGUUGAUUCAUUAUUUGAUGGUGAAGAUUUCGAAUCUUCUAUUACCAGAGCCAGAUUUGAAGAUAUCAAUGCUGCUUUGUUCAAAUCUACUUUAGAACCAGUCACCCAAGUCUUGAAGGAUGCUGGUAUUCCAAAGUCUCAAAUUGACGAAGUUGUUUUGGUUGGUGGUUCCACCAGAAUUCCAAAGGUUCAAAAGUUAUUGUCCGACUUCUUUGACGGUAAGCAAUUAGAAAAAUCCAUCAACCCUGAUGAAGCUGUUGCUUAUGGUGCUGCCGUUCAAGGUGCUAUCUUAACCGGUCAAGCUACAUCUGAUGAAACUAAAGAUUUGUUGUUAUUGGAUGUUGCUCCAUUGUCCUUGGGUGUUGCCAUGCAAGGUAAUGUUUUUGCUGCUGUUGUUCCACGUAACACCACUGUUCCAACUAUUAAGAGAAGAACUUUCACCACUGUUGCUGAUAACCAAACUGCUGUUACUUUCCCAGUUUACCAAGGUGAACGUACCAACUGUGCUGAAAACACUUUAUUGGGUGAAUUUGAAUUGAAGGGUAUUCCACCAAUGUCAGCUGGUGAGCCAGUUUUGGAAGCUAUCUUUGAAGUUGAUGCUAACGGUAUUUUGAAGGUUACCGCUGUUGAGAAAUCUACCGGUAAAUCUGCCAACAUUACCAUUUCUAAUGCUGUCGGUAGAUUGUCUUCUGAGGAAAUUGAAAAGAUGGUUAACGAUGCUGAAGAAUUCAAAGCUGCCGAUGAUGCUUUUGCCAAGAGACAUGAAGCUAGACAAAGAUUGGAAUCUUACAUUUCUUCUGUUGAACAAACUGUCACUGACCCAGUUUUGUCUGCUAAGAUGAAGAAGGGUGCCAGAUCUAGAGUUGAAGCUGCUUUGUCCGAUGCUUUAGCUGCUUUACAAAUUGAAGAUGCUUCCACUGAUGAUUUAAGAAAAGCCGAAAUUGGCUUGAAGAGAGUUAUGACCAAGGCCACUUCUACUCGUUAA